This is a messenger RNA of Ustilaginoidea virens, 1149 nucleotides long. RefSeq lists its product as uncharacterized. The record is from RefSeq and is a predicted model, not a curated record. NCBI's taxonomy places the organism in Eukaryota, Fungi, Ascomycota, Sordariomycetes, Hypocreales, Clavicipitaceae. The transcript has 6 exons. Bases 1 to 1149 code for a protein of 382 amino acids.
AUGUCCAAUCUUGCCGUGGAAUCCUGGUCCUGGACGUCGCAGAUUCUGCUGAGGGGAUCAGUAAAGAAGCUCAAGCUGGAUGACUUUUUGAUGCUCAUCAUCAUGAUGGCCGAUACUGUCCUGAUGGUCUCCAUCAACAUCAUUUCCAACACCAACAGCAACUUGAUCGAUCCGGAACAUCCAACGUCACUCUCUGCUGAAGAUGUUGCAACCAGAGAAUAUGGUUCCAAGAUGGUCCUGUUGGCGGAGCAGAUGCAGUGCAUCACCAUUUGGCUGACCAAGACUUGUCUGCUGCUGAUGUAUCACCGGUUGACUAUGGCUUUGAAAAACAACACGGCAGUCAAGUUUGUUGCCGGCUAUGUUGCGCUUGGCUUCGUAGUCAUGGAAAGCUUGUACCUAGGCGUUUGGUGCCGGCCCUUUAGUCAGUACUGGGCUGUCCCGCCCAACUCAACGCAAUGUUCGGCGGCCACGAACCAUCUCAUCACCAACGCGGUGCUCAACAUCUCGUCUGACCUCAUGAUCAUUCUCAUUCCCAUGCCUGUCUUCUUGCAAUCCAGGCUUGCUUUGAAGAAGAAGCUCAUCCUGACAGGAGUCUUUGCCCUUGGCGGAUUCACUAUCCUCUCUGCCAUCCUCAACAAGUUCUACAGCUUCAACGAACCCUUUGGAUCCCAGUGGACUUUCUGGUACAUCCGGGAAUCAUCCACCGCCAUCAUCGUGUCCAAUCUUCCUCUCACCUGGCCUCUUUUCCGCCGACUAUUCCACCUCCGAUCCUUCAUCAACAGCCAAUACUCGUCAAAGAAUCCAAGCGGAUGCCCUAGCUCCACCGUGCACUCUCACACCGCUCCGGUGCGCAACCAAUCCCAAGCUUGCAGCUACAUCAAGCAUGGCGACGCCAACGACAACGACGACGACGACGCCAAGGACUACGGCAUCUCGUUGAAGAUCUACCAACGCCACGAUCUGAAAAUCAGCUCUGAGCCCGCUGCGCCUACGUGCGAGGGACGCCAGUCGUACGUUGAAAUGCUUCCCGACGGCCUUACCACUACAAUCAAAGGCGGUGCUCCUCAAUCCUUCUUACACGAUGCGCAUGAUGUGGAAACGGCAUCAGACAAGUCGUACCCGGCAGUCCAGGCGGCAUCCACUGUAUGA